CUGUUCUCUUCGUCUUCCUCGUUCUCUCUGUCUCACCCUCAGCCUACCAUGCCUAACCCUGUAAAACCCUAAUAAAUAAUAAUAAUGUCUUCUCUACAAACUCACAUCCGCCAAUUCAAUUAACCUCUCUUACUAAAUUCAAUCAAUCGGUCUCUCCUCAGCACAGCUAAUAAAUAAUAAUAAUGUCUUCUCUACAAACUCACAUCCGCCAAUUCAAUUAACCUCUCUUACUAAAUUCAAUCAAUCGGUCUCUCCUCAGCACAGCUCACCGUCGCCAACGAUCUGGUGGAGCUGGUGCUCUUUCCUCCCCUCCCUCCCGGCCGAGCUGCUCCGUACUGUUUCAAACGAGUUCGAUUCGCUGCUGCUGCUGCUGCAUCACGAGGCCAUAAAUUCCGUAUCAGAUAGACUGAGAGAAUGGCGAAAGGGGUCGAGUUGGCUCAGUGUUCGGAACUCGUGGAUCGGCUCAGCUCGUUGCCUGAUGACAUCCUUAUUGACAACAUCCUGCCACUUUUCCCAAUCAAAGAAGCAGCGAGAACCAGCAUCCUGUCACGCAGAUGGAGAUUCCUUUGGCCCCGUGUUCCCUUCUUGGAUUUGGAUUUCGACGCCUCUAAAAUGGUUGCGGCAUGCCCUCUUCUUGAUAGGGAUAGCCGAAGAGAAUUCUUCCGCUACGGCAGCAGAGCAGCUUCCGAUUAUGUCGACUGGGUGAAUCGAGUCGUCCUUUUUCACAGUAGGCGCUCGAAUUCUUUGCGUCUAUUCCGUAUUCGCUUUCUCUUGGAUGAGAGCUUCUCCCAGGAUAUCGACUCCUGGCUUAUGCUCUCCCUAGAAAAGGGAGUGGAGGUGCUUGAGCUCGAUUCCUGUCGUAGAUUGCUCAAAGAGAGGUAUCGUCCCUGCAGGUUCCCCUCCAUUCAGCCCCGUCUAUUUCCCAAGCUUAAUUUACUGAAAUCGCUCUCCCUGGCUGGUGUAUCCAUAAAAAAUGAUUCUCUGGAGCAUCUGUUGCUGGGGUGCGAGUUCCUCGAGAGACUGCACCUUUGCUGUUUGAAGCCGUUAACCGCGGUCAACGUCACCGGUCCCGUGUCGAGGCUGCAAUACAUAGACCUGUCCCACUGCCUAUGUGUGCGUUCGAUCAUGUUAUCAGCCCCUACGCCUGACCUUGUGUCAUUCACGUACAGUGAUUGGGCAAAUCCUCACGUGCAUGUUGAGCUUGCGCCUCGGCUUGUUGAUCUGUUCAUUGCCAGCAAUUUCGAUCUUUUUGCUCACCCACUCUCUCGCUAUGUUGCCCAGCUCCAGACCCUUCACCUGCACAUAGAAUAUUGGAGCUUGGCACAAGGGGACUUGCAUCGUUUUCCCAACCUAAGCGGUCUGAAGCACCUGAAGUUGUCACUAGCUUGGCUCAAUUAUGGUCUAUCUCUUGAAAGAGAGGAUCUCCGCGGUCUAACUUCCCUGAUAAAGGCAGCCCCGUCCGUGCAACACCUAACACUGGUCAUGGAAUCUAGUCCCUUCAGACAGCUAAUGGUCAGAGAUGAAUUUGCCAACUUUGAUCUUCAGUUUCUACGGGUGAUAGAGAUAGUAGGGUGGCGAGGUCAUGAGAUGGAGUGCAAGCUCGCUGUGCACCUGAUUAAGUGUGUUACAUCACUCGAGAAGCUUAUCAUUGAUUGUCGGGCCCCAUUAUUACUGGGAAGCAUUAUCGACGAGUAUGGUUUUGCAAAGGAAAAGAUAGGAGAGGUGAGGAGAAAUGCCUUAGAGCUCAAGCAAGCUCUGUCAUCCAAGGUGAAGCUAGUUGUUAUCUAAUUACAAGACAAAUUAGGAGCUUCUGGACCUAUGUGAACAAGCAGGUUCCCUAGCAUUAAUCAAGCUCGUAUAAUUACGUCGGGGUUGAAUGUUUAGCCUCGUGGUCAUGCUUGAUGAACGUGGUUGGAUGCUUUGGUCGGAUUUUAAAGAGGUUUCACAGGCUUGGAAGGAGCAAUAAGAUCUCAGAAGCGGUUUCGAAGGAAACUAGCGAAGCUUGCAACGUGUUAUUCAUCCACCCGAAAUAACCGCAUGACACUAUGCGAUAACUUAUCCACUAGGUUAAAGACUCUCUGCCUGCCACAGAGACUGUCCCGUCCUGAGAAAUAAGGUCCUUGGAGGAUCGAUACAUAAAUAUUUGUCUGCAACAAAGUUAUUGCUAGCUAGUAUUUAUGUAUAUAUAUGAAGGAAGAUCCCGCACUUUUCACUGGUAAUAUUUUGGUCGAUUUUAAACUUUUCAUCAUCAUUUACAGAAUAUUAGUGAUUUAUUUCGGAAGGACUCGAAUGAGUACUAGAAUUUUAUGAUA
Punica granatum (pomegranate) is the source of this 2312-nucleotide messenger RNA. Lineage: Eukaryota; Viridiplantae; Streptophyta; Magnoliopsida; Myrtales; Lythraceae. The record is from RefSeq and is a predicted model, not a curated record.